This is a messenger RNA of Entrophospora sp. SA101, 339 nucleotides long. Lineage: Eukaryota; Fungi; Glomeromycota; Glomeromycetes; Entrophosporales; Entrophosporaceae. The record is from the annotation of a GenBank genome assembly.
AUGGUAUUUUUUGAACAUGCAUUCAUGGAAGUUGAAUAUUCCUCUAGAACUUGUUUUCAAGGAAAUAUUCCCUUUGAGAACUUUGAAUCGCCUAAACAUGCCACAUCAUCUACUUUUAAAUAUAUUCCAAAACAUUUGUUAAAGAAUAAAAUCUUUUCUCAACUAAUGACAAAUGAAAGUUUUCAAAAUUUGUUUAGUUUAGCACAAUCUGAUAAAGAGUCAAAUAUGUGGGCACAAUUAGCUGAUUUUGGUAGAAGAGGUCUUCUGUCAAAUAGUAGUAGAGAGUAUUUAAUUUUUAAAAACAUGUUGGCUGGCAUGGAUUUACGUUCUAUUUGGUAA